GCCUCGUCUUUGUUCGGGCAUCUUCGGGAGCCGUCGCCGGCGCAACGCAUGGUGCGGGGCGCGGUGAAGUGGGGGCGGUACUUCAAUUCGCUCAGCAAUCUUGCGACGGACGGCCGCGCCCGUCCGCUUAAAAUCAGUGAUAUUCAACACCUAUGUAUCACACUUAAUCAAUUAUACGUGCAUGUACUGGACUACGAGUGUCAUUUAGCUCACCUCAUCCACGACCCCAAGAUAUUCUGUCCACCCCUACAUGCGUGGACAUGUGGCGACCGUGAAAUAUCUUCGAAUCUAAAUCAAACGGUCAUGAGGCGACUGUUGGAGUUCGUGCGACUGUAAUGGCGGCGGUCAAGAAAUAACGGACAUCGAGAACAAAGAGAUGGGAAUUACUGCUGUGGCGCUUUGGAUUCUACAACACUACAAGUUGGAAUGAACAUCGAAAGUCAAUGCCGAUAUAAAUGUACUCGUCGCUGCGCGCUGUGACCGGGGGCCUGUUGCUAAGCGGUUUCUGGGCUGUUCGCGAGUACGAGCGCCGCGGAGCCGGGUUCGCCUGACGCGGUCGGUGCUGCUGGCGGGUUCGGCGGCAGCGGGUGCUGGACUGACGGCUGGAUCGUGUUACUGGUUUGAUUGCACCAUUUUAUUUACUUAGCUCAUUGUUUAUUUUAAAAAAUGACUGAGGAAUUAAUUAAAAAUUUAAAUAGAAGGCGCGGUGGGCUUAAAAGUCAAUUGACGGUUUUUAAAGACUUUGUAAAAACUAUACAAGGGUCCGAGCUCUCGUCUUUAGUAGUAAAAGAGCUGAGUUUGCGAUUAGAUGGACUUCGUAAAAUAAUGGUUGAUUAUGAUGCCGUACAAGUUCAACUUGAAGAUAUUUGCUCUAAUUUAGAUGAACAAAUAGCAGAACGGACCCAGACCGAAAGUCUUUUUUAUUCACAAAUUGCGUUAGCGUAGGAUAUAAUUGAUACGUUUUCGGCCAAAAAUGGUGGCGGUAAUGACUCAACUAAAUUUAGUUCUUGUGAUGAAAAACAUGCGUCAGUUCGUCUACCAGUAAUAAAUUUGCCGACGUUCGAUGGAACUUACACACGUUGGUUGGAGUUUAAGGAUUUAUUUGAGUCAUUAAUCAAUAAUAACGAAUCAAUUGCGCCGAUAAAUAAAUUCCACUAUUUACGGAAUUCAUUGCAAGGAAGUGCUAGUUUAGUAAUAAGGUCAAUUGAUUUUUCUGCCAGCGGAUACGAGCUUGCGUGGAACACAUUGUGUGAAAGAUAUAAUAAUAAAAAUAUUUUAAUAAAUAAUCAUUUGAGCGCGAUCAUAAAUAUUAAUCCUAUACAUAAGGAAUCGUUUAAGUCUUUAAGGUAUUUAAUAGAUACUGUAUCUAAAAAUUUAAAUUCUUUGGAUACGUUAGGUAUUUCAACUCAGGGUUGGGACCCAUUAGUAAUAUUUUUGGUCUCGGCGAAGUUAGAUCCCAAAACAAAUGGAAAGUGGGAGGAGUAUAAAGGCAGUUUUUCACGCCUACCCUCAAGUGAAUUAAAUAAAAAUUCUUCCGAAGUACCUACUUUAGAACAUUUUAAGGAGUUUUUGCGUAAUCGGGCUAAUGUUUUAGAAACGAUGUUUUGCAGUCGGUCAAAUGAAAUUAAACCUGUUUUUAAGGAAAACAAGAAUACUAAGUCUUUUGUUGCAGCUGGCGAGGGACCACGAAUUAAUUCGUGUUUAGUAUGUGGGCAGAACCACCAUGUUUACCAGUGCUCCAAGUUUAAAUCUAUGAGUCUGGAGGACAGGCUCGUGGAGGUUUCAAAACAUAAACUUUGUAACAAUUGUCUUCGCGCGGGACAUGAUGGUUCUCAAUGCACUUUAAAGGGUUCCUGUCGUAAUUGUAAGAAAAAACACAAUUCACUUUUACACUGCGAAAGCGUCAGUAAUAAUAAUAAUAAGGUUGCAACUACCGACACUGCAAAACGUAUAAACUCUUCCGUUAACAUGUCAACUGCAGAUGAUGACGAGUCGGGUCAAGUUAUGUUGUGCACGGCUCAGGUCGAAGUAUAUUGUCCUAAGAGUAAUACUACUCAUCUCGCUCGCGCGCUCUUAGACAAUGCUAGUCAGUCGUCUUUCAUCUCUGAGAGUUUUAAGAAAAAGUUAAAUCUACCCACAAAUAAAAUUGAACCAUUUGAUAUCACUGGGAUCAAUAAACAAAAAACGGAGAUAUCCGAACGUAUCCAACUAAAGGUUAGGUCUCGCGUUAAUUCGUAUGAAUUAGAUGCUAAUUGUUGGGUGAUCCCCACAAUUGCAGAUGAUCUUCCCUAUGUAGCAAUUGAUGUUGAAAAAUUGGAUUUGCCCCAUGUUGAGUUAGCCGAUCCGUUGUUCUAUAAACCGGAUGAGGUCGACAUUUUGUUGUCAGGGGACAAAUUUUUCAAGGUUCUUAAACCUGAUCAUGUAGAGUUAGGAGAAGGAAAACCCAUCCUACAAGAUAGUAAGUUCGGAUGGUUAGUAGCUGGUCGCACGGACGAAAGCUACAACCGAUGCAAUGUUUAUUGUCAUUUAGCCACUACAAGGCGCAAGACGUCACUACAAGAUGUCGAUGAUUCUCUGAAGCGUUUUUGGGAGGUGGAAAAUUUGCCUUCCGAUUGUAAGUCUUUAUCUAUUGAUGAAGAGUUUUGUGAAACUCAUUAUGUUGAAAAUACAGUUCGUUUACCUGAUGGUCGAUUCUCUGUACAGAUGCCAUUCAAGGAAAAACCCGAGGAUGCUCUCGGAAACUCAUAUCCUAUAGCUAUGAGACGUUUUUUAAACUUAGAAAAGAAGUUAGAUAAAAAUCCCAUCGUCAAAAAUCAAUAUCGCGAUUUUUUGCAGGAAUAUGCCGAUUUGGGACAUAUGACUGAAGUGGGACGGCCAAGUUUCGGGUGCUAUUUGCCCCACCACUGUGUUAUUCGUGAGCAAAAAGAAACUACCAAGCUUCGUGUCGUUUACGACGCUUCAGCUCUGACAAGCUCUGGCAAGAGUCUGAAUUGCAUUCAGGCUAUAGGUCCGGUUGUGCAAAGUGACCUAUUUUCAAUUCUUUUGCGUUUCCGUACUAAUAGGUUCGUUCUGACAGCUGACAUAGAGAAGAUGUACAGGCAGGUCUCCCUCAGCGAACAACAGCGCCACCUGCAGCUCAUUUUGUGGAGAGACCAGGCUGAUCAGCCUGUCAAGAUUUUUCAGCUCAACACUGUUACGUAUGGGAUGGCUUCGGCACCUUUUGUCACCACAAGGUGUCUCAAGCAACUAGCUCUUGAAUGUCAGGAUGAAGUCACGUCUAACGUUAUCAAAAAUGAUUUUUACAUUGAUGACCUCAACACAGGGUCGUCAACGCAUCUGCCGUCUUUGUCUUUCUGGUGGGAAGGUCCUUCGUUUCUGAAGAAGGAUUCUGUUGAGUGGCCUUCUAUGCCUCAAGCUCCUUCAGACUUGCCUGAAGUCAAGGCGUUAUUAACAACUGUCAGAGACGAAACCUCAAGUUUUGGCGCGCACAAUGAGCUGGGUAGAGUUUUACGGUCCAGCUGUCAUCCAGUUUCGGAUUACGCGGCUAAUGAAUCCAUUAAUUUUAAAUUCAUUCCCGCGUACGCGCCAAAUUUCGGUGGCAUAUGGGAGGCCGGCGUCCGCGCAGCUAAGUUUCAUUUAAAACCUAUUGCGGGCAACGCGAACCUGACGUUUGAAGAGUUGACUACUCUUUUUGUGCAAAUAGAGGCUAUCCUCAACUCCAGACCAAUCACUCCUCUCUCGUCAGACCCCAACGACAUGAAUCCCCUUACCCCAGGGCAUUUUUUAAUCUCUCGGCCAUUGACUUCGUCUGUACCUUCUCUACCCGUCACGGGAAAUCCAGCUACCAGAUACAAGCGCAUCGAGCUACUCCGGCAGCAAUUUUGGGAGAGAUGGCGUCGUGAAUUCAUGGCUGAACUUCAACAGCGCGUGAAAUGGAAAACCAAUCAGCGAGGAAUCCAGCUUGGUGAUCUCGUGCUUUUAAAAGAAGACAACCUGAUGCCGCUACAAUGGCGCAUGGGCCGUGUCAUUCAUCUCUACAAGGGCCCUGAUGGUGUUUGUCGGGUCGCUGAUAUACAAACAGAAAAAGGUCUAAUCAAAAGGGCCGUAAACAAGAUGUGUCUUCUGCCAACUGAUCCUGAACCCAAUGACGAGGGAAAUAAUUCAAAGGAUGAUCAGACCGAUCCCUAA
This is a messenger RNA of Leguminivora glycinivorella, 4188 nucleotides long. RefSeq lists its product as uncharacterized. Gene Ontology annotation, molecular function: nucleic acid binding. The transcript has 4 exons. Bases 1600 to 4188 code for a protein of 862 amino acids. NCBI's taxonomy places the organism in Eukaryota, Metazoa, Arthropoda, Insecta, Lepidoptera, Tortricidae. The record is from RefSeq and is a predicted model, not a curated record.